CCUUCCAUCCGAAUGACCUCGUCAGUGACACAGGACUACUGCACAGCUGGUAGAAAACGCACAUCACAGUGCUUUCCCGAAUCGCUGGUUGCCCAAACAGUGGCCGAGCGACGAGCUCGAGCAGAAGCUCUGGAUGCCGAGCGACGACGGAAGCAUCAGGCAAAGUUGGAGGCGUCUGAAGCCGCACUGCAAGCAGCCUGUCAACGAGCGCGGAGUCUGAGGGCGGCGAGAAGUGCUGAACUGCGCAGUAAAGAGGAGGAGAAGAGAGCAAGGCAUCGAGAGGAGUUUCUAAACCGUCGAAUAAUGAGAACGACAAACUCUCAAUCUCAAGAGCAUCCAUCUCAACACGCCUCGUCAAGAGUUUCAAUCUGUGGAUUCUCCUCCGAUUUGGACCCUUCCGAUCCUCGUUACUGUCCAUUCGGUUUCGGAAGCUCAAGUCGUCGAGAUGUCUGCUUGUCCACAAAGCAACAAUUGAUCGCUCAAAAGCCGCCUCAGUCAAUAAAUAGGCUCUCCAACUCAAUGACAUCAAAUUCUCUGUCAAGAUUGAAUAAAACUUCAACCGACAUGAUAUCCUCAACGAAUACUGUUGAUAGAGGUCAAAGAGCUAAUUUAACUACUCCUCGAUCCCUGAAAGAGAGGAAUAGAGGGUUUGUAAAUUCGAGAGCAAACUCUGUUUCCAAAGCCUCCAACCAAAGUACAUUUGACAGAAGCAACACCAAAAAGGUACCCACAUAUCCCACGUCUAAUGGAAACAAUAUCAAAGUAUCAAAAGAAGUAACCAAGGCGUCUCGUUCUGCCAAGGCCACGCAGCCGGCUAGAGAAGUGGUAGCUACUACGUGUUGCCAAGGUAUUCCCCCAAGACCUGAUUCGCGUGGAAGGCCACAGAGUGUUAGAAGUGUGAAAAAUACAGCUUCCAGGCCUCAUUUGUCCCCGUCAAGCCUUGAUCGGAAGCUCGGUGGAAGGGGAAAUGGCACUCCCACUGUCACACCCAGAUGCCCUCCAAUUAGUGUGAGCGCCGGAUGUGAACCAAGUGAGGCGGAUGCCCAGGCCUAUCGUGAGAGGAUCAAGGAACAGCGCAGAAUCGCUCGAGAGCGAAAGAGACGUGAAGAGGAGGAAACCGUCAAACGGUAA
Molecule: messenger RNA, 1131 nt
Organism: Rodentolepis nana
Lineage: Eukaryota; Metazoa; Platyhelminthes; Cestoda; Cyclophyllidea; Hymenolepididae
Source: the annotation of a GenBank genome assembly